AUGUCGCAACAAGAGACACACCGGCCUGGUAUGGGCGAGCAGGAGCCUCUGCUUGGAGGACCUGGUGAUGCGUCGCAGCAGGACGGACUGCCGCUAUACCACAACCUUGUCAUCGGGACUGGAGCCAUCGCACAGGUUGGAUCCUGGAUUCUUGUAGCCAUCGUCUGGGGCGCAGUAUUCUCCAACCCCGUCAUUCUGUUCUCGGCGCAUCCUUUGCUCAACUCGGCCGCGAUCCUGUUGUUCACCCAGGGUGUCCUUAUUCUCCAACCCACGCACACACAAAAGCAAAAGAAGCACGGCACUUGGGCUCACGCAGGACUCAAUGACCUCGCCCUUGCCUGCGGUAUUGCCGGACUCGUCGUGAUCGAGUACAACAAGAUUUCCCACAAUGGCACCCACUUCGUGUCACCUCACGCAAUUAUGGGUCUGAUUACAUAUAUCCUCAUUCUCAUUCAGGCCCUUGUUGGCUUCACGCAGUACUUUGUGCCGCAGAUCUAUGGCGGCGAGGAGAACGCAAAGAAGCUGUACAAGUACCACCGUGUGAGCGGCUAUAUCAUCUUCUUGAUGCUGCUUGCGACUGUGGCAGCUGCGACGCAGACAGACUACAACAAGAAUGUUCUUGGAAUCAAGCUGUGGGCUGUGCUUGUCGCUGCUGCCAUUACCUUGAUUGGAGUCUUGCCCAGAGUCAAGAUGCAAAAGUUUGGCUGGUUGGCCGGACAGUAA
Molecule: messenger RNA, 723 nt
Organism: Aureobasidium melanogenum CBS 110374
Lineage: Eukaryota; Fungi; Ascomycota; Dothideomycetes; Dothideales; Saccotheciaceae
Exons: 3
Coding region: 1-723 (240 amino acids)
Molecular function (GO): transmembrane monodehydroascorbate reductase activity
Source: RefSeq, a predicted model, not a curated record